Molecule: messenger RNA, 1252 nt
Organism: Thlaspi arvense
Lineage: Eukaryota; Viridiplantae; Streptophyta; Magnoliopsida; Brassicales; Brassicaceae
Source: the annotation of a GenBank genome assembly
UGAAAAUAAAGAUAAGUCGUGUGUAGUCCACAUAUCUUCAACAUGAGAUGAGAAGAAUACAAAAAUCCGCGGGAAAAUCUCUUAUCCACGACGUGUGACUUAUCAACCAAUCACAACACGCCACAUCAUCACAACUUAACAUCCUCUCUUAUCUUCCUCUUCCUCCACUAAUCUUCUCUAAAGAAUCUAAAGCUCAUCUCUCUGCUUCCCACACACCACCCAUAAGUCUCUUCUCCACACUUCCCCUAGAGAAACCCUAACAUCCGAAUCAAAAGAGAGCUAAAAGAGAUACAGCAAUGUCGCUCACGAUCCCGACGAAUCUGGUCCUCAACCCGAGAUCCAACAAAUCCCUCACCCAAUCGUUGCCUAAAUCCGCCGCGAGAUUCGUCUGCUCCGAUGACAAAUCCGCGUCACCGACGCAACAGUCGAUGAAGGCUUUCUCGGCGGCGGUCGCGCUGUCCUCCAUCCUCCUCUCAGCUCCGAUGCCAGCCGUCGCUGAUAUCUCCGGCUUGACUCCUUGCAAGGACUCGAAACAGUUCGCCAAGAGGGAGAAGCAACAGAUCAAGAAGCUCGAAUCGUCUCUUAAGCUCUACGCUCCCGAGAGCGCCCCUGCUCUUGCUCUUAAUGCUCAGAUCGAGAAGACCAAGCGCAGGUUCGACAACUACGGCAAGUACGGGCUGCUGUGCGGGGCAGACGGACUACCACACCUGAUAGUGAACGGAGACCAGCGGCAUUGGGGAGAGUUCAUAACUCCGGGGAUUCUCUUCCUCUACAUCGCCGGAUGGAUCGGGUGGGUCGGAAGAAGCUACUUGAUUGCUAUCAGCGACGAGAAGAAGCCGGCCAUGAAAGAGAUCAUCAUCGAUGUUCCUUUGGCUAGCCGUCUCAUCUUCCGCGGUUUCAUCUGGCCCGUUGCUGCCUACAGAGAGUUGCUCAACGGCGAUCUCAUUGCCAAGGAUGUCUAAGAAGAGAAACAAAAAGGAAUCUAUAUUUUGCUUCUCUCUCUCUCUCUCUUUAUGUUUGUUUUUCCAUUGUAUGUAUUCAAAAUCUCUGGUUAACUUUUCCUAUCGAACAUCUCUCUGCGGGUUACAUGUUGAAUGUUGAAUGCUGAGAAUCCUGCAUUGGAAAUGAGAAGAAACCUGAAAUUAUACAUAAAUUAGCUGUACAAAAGUCCACUUGUGCGAUGAACAACAUUAUUAAAUAUAGUAACCGGAGAAAACCAAACCAAAUUACUCAAUAUUCCUCCAUACCGGAA